AAGGGCAAAUACGCGGUUUCCAAUCGGUUCAGGGAUAGGGCAUAAGGCGACUGAGGCAGUACCCGACGUUGGCGUUCGAAGCCCGUGGCUUCUUCCUCCUCCUCUCGCCACCGGUUUUCCCAUCACCGAUCUACUAAACCCUAACCCUAAAUCUUCCUUCUCUGUUUUCUCUUAUCCACCAUGGCUACGGCCGCGGAGGUGGCGCCGGGGGACGAGGGCCUGAAGAAGCUCGAGUACCUGUCUCUGGUCUCCAAGGUGUGCACGGAGCUGGAGUCCCACAUCGGCUGCGGCGACAAGGUCCUGGCUGAGUUCAUCACCGAGCUCGGCCGCGACUCCGAGACCGUCGACGAUUUCGACGCCAAGCUCAAGGCGAACGGCGCCGAGAUGCCCGACUACUUCGUCCGAACCCUCCUCACCAUCAUCCACGCCAUCCUCCCUCCCAGAUCCAAGGCUAGCAUGCCGCUUCCCUCCGAUCCCCAGUCCCAGUCCAAAAAGAAGGCGUCCGCCUUCCCCGCUCUCUCCCGCCCCGACGACCCCGAGCGCGCCAAGGAUCUCCGGUUGGAGAUGGAGAAGGACGCCGACCGCAAAUCGGAUGCCGGACGCAGGCAACAUGAUAGGGAACGUGACCGAGAGCGGGAUGAGAGGCGCAGAAGUGAUCGGGACAGAGACAGAGACAGACACAGAGGCGAGGAGAGGGAUAGAUAUAGAGACAGAGGCAGAGAUAGAGAUAGAGAUAGAGAUGGGGAUUAUAGAAGGGAUAAAUACAGCGAUUCAAGGGGCCACAAUGUGGAUGAAGAUGACGAAGACAGCAAGACUAGGAGAAACCCUAACCCUAACCGAAGAAUUUCUGAUGAGCCAGAGCUUUAUGAGGUCUACAAGGGAAGAAUUUCGCGUGUCAUGGACACUGGUUGCUUCGUGCAGCUGACCGACUUGAGAGGAAAGGAAGGACUGGUUCAUGUCUCCCAGAUUGCCAGCAGGAGAAUUGCUAAUGCGAAGGAUGUGGUGAAGCGUGAUCAAGAAGUCUAUGUGAAGGUGAUUUCAGUGUCAGGGCAGAAGCUUAGCUUGUCUAUGAGGGAUGUAGAUCAGAAGACUGGAAAGGAUCUACUCCCAAUGAAGAAGAGCUCUGAGGACGAAGCGUAUAGGGCGAACCCAGCCAGUAGGGAUGGUGGUCUGACUAGAAGGUUGGGUCUUUCAGGGAUUACGAUAGUAGAAGAAGAUGUGGAAGGAUCAUCAAGGCGCCCGCUCAAGCGGAUGAGCUCGCCCGAGAGGUGGGAGGCAAAGCAGCUUGUUGCUUCUGGAGUUUUGGGUGUCCGGGAUUACCCAAUGUUUGAUGACGAUGGAGAUGGGCUUUUGUAUCAGGAAGAGGGAGCUGAGGAGGAGAUAGAGAUCGAGCUUAACGAGGAUGAGCCUGCCUUCUUGCAAGGGCAGAGUCGAUUUUCGAUCGACAUGUCCCCUGUCAAAAUUUUCAAGAAUCCGGAGGGGUCUUUGAGCAGGGCUGCAGCACUUCAGUCAGCUCUUAUCAAGGAAAGGAGGGAGUUAAGAGAGCAACAGCAGAGGACAAUGCUGGAUUCAAUUCCAAAAGAUCUAAAUCGUCCUUGGGAGGACCCAAUGCCAGAAACAGGUGAGAGGCACCUUGCGCAGGAGCUUAGGGGAGUUGGGUUGUCAGCCUAUGAGAUGCCCGAGUGGAAGAAAGAUGCUUAUGGAAAGGCUUUAACAUUUGGGCAGAGGUCUAAGCUAUCGAUACAGGAACAAAGGCAAAGUCUUCCUAUUUACAAAUUGAAAAAAGAGCUAAUUCAAGCUGUGCAUGAUAAUCAGGUACUGGUUGUGAUUGGAGAGACAGGUUCAGGCAAGACAACACAGGUGACUCAGUAUCUAGCUGAGGCAGGGUACACAACUAGAGGAAAGAUUGGUUGCACACAACCUCGUAGGGUGGCAGCUAUGUCGGUUGCAAAGAGGGUAGCAGAAGAGUUUGGUUGCCGUCUGGGUGAGGAGGUUGGUUAUGCUAUUAGGUUUGAGGACUGCACUGGGCCUGAGACAGUGAUCAAGUAUAUGACAGAUGGUAUGCUUCUUAGGGAGAUUUUAGUUGAUGAAAGCCUCUCACAGUACUCUGUAAUAAUGUUGGAUGAAGCUCAUGAAAGGACCAUUCACACUGAUGUUCUUUUUGGGUUACUAAAGCAACUUGUGAAAAGGAGACCAGACCUUCGGUUAAUAGUCACCUCUGCAACACUUGAUGCAGAGAAGUUCUCCGGGUACUUCUUUAACUGUAAUAUCUUCACCAUUCCUGGUAGAACUUUCCCAGUGGAGAUACUCUACACCAAGCAGCCAGAAACUGAUUACCUGGAUGCAGCAUUGAUCACUGUUCUUCAGAUCCACUUGACAGAACCUGAAGGAGACGUACUUCUAUUUCUGACUGGCCAAGAAGAAAUUGAUCAUGCUUGCCAGUCUCUGUACGAGAGAAUGAAAGGAUUAGGGAAGAAUGUGCCUGAGUUGAUAAUCUUGCCAGUAUACAGUGCUCUUCCCAGUGAGAUGCAGUCGAGGAUUUUUGAACCUGCUCCUCCUGGAAAGAGGAAAGUGGUUGUGGCCACUAAUAUUGCAGAGGCUUCCUUGACAAUUGAUGGGAUUUACUAUGUUGUUGAUCCAGGUUUUGCAAAACAAAAUGUCUACAAUCCAAAGUUAGGGCUUGAUUCACUAGUUAUCACUCCCAUCUCACAGGCAUCUGCAAAGCAGCGAGCUGGUCGUGCUGGGCGUACUGGCCCAGGAAAAUGUUACCGUCUUUAUACAGAGAGUGCUUAUCGCAAUGAAAUGUCUCCAACGACAAUUCCAGAAAUCCAGAGGAUUAAUCUUGGGGCGACAGUUCUUAAUAUGAAGGCUAUGGGUAUAAAUGACCUUCUGUCUUUUGAUUUUAUGGAUCCACCAUCACCUCAAGCACUCAUUUCUGCUAUGGAACAACUAUACAGUCUUGGAGCCUUGGAUGAGGAGGGGCUCCUGACAAAAUUGGGUAGAAAAAUGGCUGAGUUCCCUUUGGAGCCACCACUUUCGAAAAUGCUUCUAGCUAGCGUGGACCUUGGAUGCAGUGAAGAAAUUUUGACUAUUAUAGCAAUGAUUCAGACCGGGAACAUUUUCUACAGACCAAGAGAGAAACAAGCUCAAGCAGAUCAGAAAAGAGCAAAAUUCUUUCAGCCUGAAGGGGAUCAUCUAACAUUGCUCGCUGUAUAUGAGGCUUGGAAAGCUAAGAACUUUUCUGGCCCAUGGUGCUUUGAAAACUUCGUACAGUCACGUUCACUUAGGAGGGCACAGGAUGUGAGGAAACAACUUCUUACUAUUAUGGACAGGUAUAAGCUGGAUGUUGUUAGUGCUGGAAAAAAUUUUACUAAGAUAAGGAAGGCAAUUACGGCGGGGUUCUUUUUCCAUGCAGCAAGGAAAGAUCCCCAGGAAGGGUACAGGACCUUAGUUGAGAACCAGCCUGUGUAUAUUCACCCCAGCAGUGCUCUAUUUCAAAGGCAACCAGACUGGGUUAUAUAUCACGAGCUUGUAAUGACGACUAAGGAAUACAUGAGGGAAGUCACAGUAGUUGACCCCAAGUGGUUAGUAGAGUUGGCUCCAAGAUUCUACAAGGGUGCAGAUCCUACAAAAAUGAGUAAACGCAAGCGACAAGAGCGUAUCGAACCACUUUAUGACCGAUAUCAUGAACCCAACUCUUGGCGUCUGAGUAAGCGCCGUGCUUGAGGCUGGUAAUCAACUUUGUACCUCUCUUCUCCCAUUUGCGAUGAUUGCUUCACUUGUUCUGUAAGCUGUGGUGCUCAAGUUCCAGCUUUACAUUGAAUUUAUUUGCUUAAUAGUGUAGCUUUUUUGUUGUUCACCAGUACUUGUAAUCCUUGUAUCUUACUGAUUUAGAGGUUUAGUAGUAAUCAUGAAAUGAUAAGGUUGAAGCUAAAUGUUAUUGUAUCAAGCAAUUUUGUUUGUCACUGGAGAACAGAUGUAUAAAGCAAUCAGGUGACUAUCUCAGGGAAUGAAACCCUUGUUGGGUCAUUUCUUGGUGGUGUUUACUUUAA
Musa acuminata subsp. malaccensis (wild Malaysian banana) is the source of this 4052-nucleotide messenger RNA. RefSeq names its product probable pre-mRNA-splicing factor ATP-dependent RNA helicase DEAH5. Lineage: Eukaryota; Viridiplantae; Streptophyta; Magnoliopsida; Zingiberales; Musaceae. The record is from RefSeq and is a predicted model, not a curated record. Gene Ontology annotation, biological process: spliceosomal complex disassembly; mRNA splicing, via spliceosome. Gene Ontology annotation, molecular function: RNA binding; ATP binding; RNA helicase activity. Gene Ontology annotation, cellular component: catalytic step 2 spliceosome; intracellular anatomical structure.